This is a messenger RNA of Gastrolobium bilobum, 2981 nucleotides long. RefSeq lists its product as uncharacterized. The record is from RefSeq and is a predicted model, not a curated record. Lineage: Eukaryota; Viridiplantae; Streptophyta; Magnoliopsida; Fabales; Fabaceae. The annotation marks the transcript as partial. Gene Ontology annotation, molecular function: nucleic acid binding; zinc ion binding. The transcript has 4 exons.
AUGAGUGAAGAGAGAGAAACCGGUAAGGAGGCGAGAGAUGCUACGGCGGAGGAGGAAGAUCUUCUCCAUCGAAGCACAAAAAAACCUAAAGGCCCUGCUAUGGAAGAUCAACCUAUGGAUGAUCACAUGGCAGAGGAGGAUAUCCAGGUGAAUGUGACUAGCAACGGGGGAAAAAAAGAAAGAGGAGUCAGCGAUGCGGAAGAUUGGGUAGAAAAACUACGUAAGGAAGAGGACGAAGAAGAAGAGGAUGAGGUCUUUGUUAUGGUUGAUGGUGAUGAGGAUCCUCUUUGCCCAACGUACUCUUUUCCAAAAGCCUUGCAUUUAGAAGGUUGCAGACCUUGGAGACAGGCAGUGAUUGUUAAACUUCUGGGGAAGAAAGUUGGAGUUAGAUUCUUACUCAAUCGUUUACUGAGAAUGUGGAAUAUCUCAAGCACAUAUGAGUUCAUUGGUCUGGAGAAUGACUACUUUUUGUUCCGAUUUUCCAAUAAGAAUUAUUACUCUCAUGUUUUGGAGGAUGUUCCUUGGAUCAUAGCUGAUCAUUAUUUGGUAGUUCAACGGUGGCGUCCAUUUUUUAAUCCUUAUGAUGAUGAGAUCAGAAAGCUGGCAGUUUGGAUUCGUAUUCCAGGACUUCCUAUUGAAUUCUAUACCUCUCAUCAUUUGUGGAAUAUAGGUAGUAUUUUUGGUCGCACAUUAAAGAUUGAUAGGAACUCUAUCAGGAGUUGUGAUUCUGGUGAAGGUGAUAUUACAGAGAGAGCAAAGUUUGCUAGAAUUUGUGUCGACGUUGAUAUUAGGAAAGGCUUUUUGCCCAAAUUCCGUAUUACUGAUCGUAUCUUCCACGUUGGAUAUGAGGGUCUCCACUUAGUUUGUUUUGCUUGUGGAAAGUAUGGGCAUAGAAGGGAUCAGUGUUCCCAUAGUAAUCUUCAACAAGAUAUUACGGCUUAUUCUUCUGAAGUUUCUGACUCGGUGGUGCAUAAGCAGCCGGAAAAAGAUUCUAUUUCGGCGAAGGAGGAACCAUUUGGGAAUUGGAUGCUGGUGCAGCGUAACCGUCGAUCAAGGAGCAUAGCACAAUCAAAGGAGGAAUCAUUACCAUCGGGUAGGAGACAAGUUGGCGUUGUUAAUAAUGCAGCGUUACGUAAUAAGGCAGUUUCCAAUUCUCAUCCUAAUCACAGACAAGUCAUUCAAUCAGGUUCAAGAUUUCAAGCUAUUGCUGAGUUGGCUCAAAAGGAUAAUAAUAUCUUAAUUAUUUCUGAUUCUCCAGUGAUUGAUUCAAUCAGCAUUGAAUCUGGUCUGACACAAAUUAAUCAUGGGGAAUUAAUUGCUCAUAAUGAAGAAUCGUUGGUGAAAAAGGAUAUUCAAAUGGAAACAGAUUCUCCAUCUGCUAACCUAUCAUCGGGCAAGCCGAGAAAAGAGGUCCAAAGUCAAGGAGUAAAAUUCAAAGAGAACCAAAAGAAGAAAGCAACUGCAUCAUCUGCUAAAGUUCAUCAGCUGGUCCAGAAUGCUAAUAUUAGUAAAGGCAGAUUAAAUGCUUCAAAAUGUGCAGAAUCUCAAAAGAAUAAUUUUAAACUUGAUUCUCAGAAGAAUAUGUCGGAGGAUUUCCAAGAUAAACAAAUUGUCUUGCAUCCUUCUUUAUCUAAAUUCCAGAGGAAGACGUCUCAUGUGGUUAAUGAUCAGCAAGAGACUCUUCCUUCUUCUAGUGGCUUGGAUAAUGGAGGUAAACAUGGAAGACCACCAGAUGCUCUUACAGGGGCUGAGAAAAGGGGUUUUCCGCCUCUGAUUCGGGAUCUUUCUCAUAGAUACAGUAUUAAAGUUAUGGCUUUGUUAGAAACCAGAUUGAGUGGUGUUAUGGCAGAUAGAGCUAUUCAGCGUCUUGGUUUUUCUGGUCACUUUCAUCGUGAUGCUGUUGGUUUUUCUGGCGGUAUUUGGGUGCUUUGGAACACUGAUGAAGUUUCAGUGGAUGUUCUGUUUUCUCAUCACCAACUUGUUCAUACUAAAAUUUGUUGGGUAAAAGAAAAUAGAGAGGAGUUCAUGACUUUUAUUUAUGCAAGUCCGCGAAGACAGGAACGUAUUCAGCUGUGGGAAAUUCUAUCUUCACUGUUUGAUCAGUCCAUGAGGAAUGCGGCUUGGGGGAUAACAGGUGAUUUUAACACUUAUUUGUAUGAGUAUGAGAAGCUAGGUGGUAAUGGGCAUAACUGGAAUAGCAUGAGGGAAUUUUGUGAUUCUUUAGAUGAAUGUAGCUUGUCUGACAUUGGCAAUCAAGGUCCUAUUUUCACUUGGCAAAGAAGAAAUCUUCAGGAACGUCUUGAUAGGGUUUGCGCUAAUGAUAAUAGGAACUUGGUUUUCCCUAACCGUGUGGCUUUCAACUUAGUUUUCUUUGGCUCAGAUCAUCGACCAGUGUUAUUAUGGGAAGGUCAACCUGCUAUUUAUCCGAGAGGGGAGAGUCCUUUCCGUUUUCUAGCGUCCUGGAUUGCUCUAAAAAGAAAGAAUGAUUUGCAUGCAAGGAUUAAAAGUAUUGAUAGAUGUCUUAGUUAUCAGUACAGUCAUAGCCUUGAGAUGUUGCAAAAGGAUCUAUUGAGGGAACUAGACAAGGUUUAUCUUCAAGAGGAAAUCACUUGGUUUCAAAGAUCAAAAUUGAAUUGGUUUGCUCUUGGAGAUAGGAACUCGCGUUUCUUUCAUUCUGUGACGGUUGCCAGACGUAGGAGGAAUCACAUAGAUACGUUGAAAAACUCGAAGGGAGUUUGGAUUGGUGAUCAGCAGGUUUUAAUGGAAAUGGUUGUUUCUUUCUUUGAAAAUCUGUACACAAAAGAUCCAUUACCUAAAUCGGCUUUUCUAGUUCGUGGCUUUUUUCCAGUUAUUGAAGCGCAUGCUUUAGACACGAUGAGUAUUAUGUCAAACAGUAAGGAGAUCAGAGAUGUAGUCUUCUCUUUUGGUCCAUACAAGUCGCCUGGGAAGGAUGAGCUUAAUGCUCUUUUCUUUCAAUCUCA